Messenger RNA from Condylura cristata (star-nosed mole), 937 nucleotides. RefSeq names its product proteasome (prosome, macropain) subunit, beta type, 4 (gene PSMB4). NCBI's taxonomy places the organism in Eukaryota, Metazoa, Chordata, Mammalia, Eulipotyphla, Talpidae. The record is from RefSeq and is a predicted model, not a curated record. Bases 35 to 829 code for a protein of 264 amino acids. The transcript has 7 exons. Gene Ontology annotation, cellular component: proteasome core complex.
AAGCGCUUUCGCUUCUGCGGCUACCGUGACUAAGAUGGAACCGAUUUUGGAGCCGCGGUUCGGACACUGGGCUGGGGGUCCCGCCCCAGGGCAGUUUUACCGUAUUCCGCCCACGCCCGGCCCCUUCGCCGACCCGGCGUCUGCGCUCUACGGGGGCCCGAUCACGCACACGCAGAACCCCAUGGUGACCGGGACCUCGGUCAUUGGUAUUAAGUUUGAGGGCGGAGUGGUGAUAGCAGCAGACAUGCUGGGCUCGUACGGCUCGUUGGCUCGUUUCCGCAACAUCUCCCGCAUCAUGCGAGUCAACAACAGCACCAUGCUAGGUGCUUCCGGAGACUACGCUGAUUUCCAGUAUUUGAAGCAAGUUCUCGGCCAGAUGGUGAUUGAUGAGGAGCUUUUGGGAGAUGGACACAGCUAUAGUCCUAAAGCCAUUCAUUCGUGGCUGACUAGAGCCAUGUACAGCCGGCGCUCCAAGAUGAACCCCCUGUGGAACACCAUGGUCAUCGGAGGCUAUGCUGAUGGAGAGAGCUUCCUCGGUUAUGUGGACAUGCUUGGUGUAGCCUAUGAAGCUCCUUCCUUGGCCACUGGUUUUGGUGCAUACUUGGCUCAGCCCCUGCUGAGAGAAGUUCUGGAGAAGCAGCCAGUGCUGAGCCAGACUGAGGCCCGGGAGCUAGUGGAACGUUGCAUGCGGGUGCUGUACUACAGAGAUGCCCGUUCUUAUAACCGGUUUCAAAUUGCCACUGUAACCGAAAAAGGUGUUGAAAUAGAGGGACCGCUGUCUGCAGAGACCAACUGGAAUAUUGCCCACAUGAUCAGUGGCUUUGAGUGAAAUACAGAUGCAUUCUCCAGAACUGAAGUUUUACCCUUCUGCUACUUUUGAAUGUUGAUGGUUCAGAGGUAGACUUAACUUUUGUAAAAUAAACUCUUUGAAAUACUU